UCGCAUAUGGAUGACGUCACGGCGUGUUCCAUCAUGGCGGCUGAAGGCUGCGAGGAGAUGAGCGGCAACGGGGAGCUCGAGGAGUCUCCAGCUUUGGAGACCUCUGAUGUCCCUGUACAACCUGGGGUGGAGAUAUUGGAGGAGAAUGGUGGCGCCGCUGUGGCCCCUCCAUGCCCUGAUUCCACUUCCCUCUCCGUGUUACCCGCUACAGAGGAUGAGGAGGGGGAUCCGCCUGCAGACUUUGAUCGUCUGUGGAAGGCCGCUCAUGACAACCCACAGGACUUCACCAGCUGGACUGAUCUUUUGCAAUACUGCGAGCAGGAGAGUCAUGCUACAGCAUCUCGGAGAGCACUGGAGGCCUUUCUUGCUCGCUACCCCCUCUGCUAUGGCUACUGGAAGAAAUUUGCUGAUUUGGAGCGUCGUGCAGGGUACAACAACAAAGCAGAGGAGGUAUGUAUCCAGGGCCUUCAGUCAAUCCCUCUGAGUGUAGAUCUGUGGAUCCACUAUAUCAAUCUGCUGCUGGGAACACUGGACAUGAACCUACCUGAGUCACCCAUGCGGAUUCGGAGUGUAUUUGAGGAUGCGGUUACUGCAGCAGGUCUGGACUUCCACUCAGAUCGGCUUUGGGAUCUGUAUAUUGAAUGGGAGAAGGAGCAGGGGAACACGAAGAACGCUGCUGCUGUCCUAGAUAGAGUUCUCCAGGUCCCCACACAGCUCUACAACACCCACUAUGACAAGUUCAAGGCCCAUCUGAACAGCCAUGAACCCAAAGAGUUGCUUUCCUUAGAGGAGUAUGAGGAGGUGAGGGCGUUGUGCCGGCAGACUCAGAAGGCUGAGCGUGCUGAACAGGCCCAGGAGGAAGAAGAGGAAAGACCGCCGGGGGAGGAAGAGCCGGCCACACCAGAAGGCACGGACACAGAGGAACUGAUGCAGAAGAUUAGGGAACAAGUUCUGGUUCGCAGGGAUAAAGUGUACCAGCAGAAUGAGGGAGAAGUACGCAAGAGAUGGCACUUUGAAGAUGCUAUUAAACGACCUUACUUCCACGUCAAACCCCUCGACCGUCUCCAACUGCGAGCUUGGCACUCCUAUUUGGACUGGGAGAUAGCUCAGCUUACCAGCGACACCAGAGACCCCAACCAAGACUUAAACCAGGCAGCUACAGAGGGGUCAGAGGUCACGGUACAGCCUCAGGAUGAAUCAGAGAGGAGUGUGGUUGCCCUUGACGACCACAGGGUUCGCAUCCUGUUUGAGCGCUGCCUGAUUGCCUGCGCUUUGUAUGAGGAGUGCUGGAUCAGGUAUGUCCAGUAUCUGGAGCCGCAGAGUGUGGACGAGGCUCGGACUGUGUUCAGACGAGCCUGUGAGAUCCACCUGACGCACAAACCCAACAUCCAUAUGCAGUGGGCCACCUUUGAGGAGAGGCAUGGUGACUUAACUGAGGCCCGGCGAAUACUGGAAGCCCUAGAGAAAAACCUACCCGGGUUGGCGGUGGUACGUCUCCGCAGGGCCGGUUUGGAGAGACGAGCAGGACAGCUGGACCAAUCAGAGGCCUUGCUGCAAGAGGCGGUGACAGAAUCUAAAGAAAAGCCCACGUUACAUGCUUUCUACUCCAUUAAACUGGCUCGUCUGCUGCUGAAGCUCAGCAGAAACCCCAGCAGGGCCAGAAUAGUCCUACAGGAGGCGCUGGAAAUUAGUCCGGAUAACGAUAAACUCCAUAUGAAUCUGUUAGAACUGGAGGUGUCGGGGGACCCGUGGACCUCAACCGAGGCAGUGCAGGAGUGUGUAAGACGAGCCUUGGCAGCUCCCCUCGAUCCACACACCAAGAUCCUCUUCUCUGAGAGGGGUCUGCAGUACAUAGAGGACUAUAGCAACUCCAUUCAAAGUGUGGUGUCAGUUUAUGAGGGACACCAGAAACUAGUUAAGGAGCUUGGUGGGACAAAGAGAGGAGCAGAGAAUGGGGACGAGGAUCCAGAGAAGCUGAGCAAAGCUGACGAUGGUUCAGCUGUUCCUGUAUCUGCACAAGUCCCACCUACAAUGCCUCAUGUUCCCAUCACCACACCCCCUCCUCCUAUGAUGGGCAGUGACCAGAGUGGUUACAGUGGAUACGGGAGCUGGUACCAGCAACCACAGUAUGGCAGCUACGGCUAUCAGAACACCUGGAACUACAACCAGGGCUACUACCCUCCCAGCUAAAGUAACACAAACUGACAGCUGAAAGCCACAGGAAGCAGUGAGAUGCAGGAUGAACAAAAAGAGACUGAGCCACCCAGUCCUGCUGGUUCACCUGCUAAAACACACCAGAGCAUCAUUUCCUCUCCGUCCUUCCUCUGAGUUACCUCACAGUCCAGGAUUUGUGAAAAUGUUACAUGUCUGGUCAUUUCAGUGUUGAUUCUGGGGGGACAGGUGGAAAAACGAUGCAAGGAAACAGUCUCUCUUCAUCAUUUUGGCUGUUUUAAUCAGAACUAUUUUUCUAUUUGUGUGCAAGCCAACCCUUUUGCCUGUAUUUUAAAGUCAUCUGAUGUAUCAAAUUUUACAGGUGAUGUAUAAGUGGCAUUUUUUACCAUUCCACAAUUUAGGGUUUUUGUUGCUUUUCUAUUGUAUAUAAAGGUAUUUUAUAGUGUGUCACAA
This is a messenger RNA of Sphaeramia orbicularis (orbiculate cardinalfish), 2625 nucleotides long. RefSeq names its product pre-mRNA-processing factor 39. Gene Ontology annotation, molecular function: protein binding; pre-mRNA 5'-splice site binding. The coding region runs from base 7 to 2190 and encodes 727 amino acids. Lineage: Eukaryota; Metazoa; Chordata; Actinopteri; Kurtiformes; Apogonidae. The record is from RefSeq and is a predicted model, not a curated record. Gene Ontology annotation, cellular component: commitment complex; U2-type prespliceosome; U1 snRNP. The transcript has 15 exons. Gene Ontology annotation, biological process: RNA processing; mRNA 5'-splice site recognition.